Hypanus sabinus (Atlantic stingray) is the source of this 4658-nucleotide messenger RNA. RefSeq lists its product as uncharacterized. The transcript has 19 exons. Gene Ontology annotation, molecular function: calcium ion binding. The record is from RefSeq and is a predicted model, not a curated record. NCBI's taxonomy places the organism in Eukaryota, Metazoa, Chordata, Chondrichthyes, Myliobatiformes, Dasyatidae. The coding region runs from base 1748 to 4513 and encodes 921 amino acids.
AACUGAUCUAUAUUCCAGUGCAGCCUUUGGCAGUUUCCUACACUAUCCAUCAAACACAGCCGUUAUUGCCUGCAAACUUACUAAUCCACCCAUCUGCAUUUUCAUCCAUGCUCUUUAUACAAAUCAUGGAGAGCAGAGGUCCCAGUACUGAUCCCUGCAAAACACCACUUGUCACAGACCUCCAGCCAGGUAGAGGCUCCUUCAGCCUCUACCCUCUGUCUUCUAUAAUUUACCAUGGAUUUCAUGCAUUGUAUUCUUCUGGAUGAGAUCCCAUUAUGGAGUUUGCCAAACUCCUUAAUAAAAUCCAUGCAGACAAUAUCGACAGAUCUACCUUCACCAAUCACCUUAAUUGGCUCCGAAAAAUGCAAUCAAGUAUUAAGACAGGUCUUGUCCUGCACAAAACCAAAGGGACUGUGUUUAAUAUUGCCAUGGUUUUCCAAAUAUUCAUAAAUCCUAUUCUUAAGAAUCCUCUUCAGUAACUUCCUUACUGUUGACAUGUGUCUCCUGGUCUAUGUUUACAGGAUUUCCCUUCUAGAAUAAUGGAACAGCAUUAGAUACUCACCAGUCCUCCAGAACCUCACCUGUGGCUAGAGUAGGACUUCUUGCCAGACCACAUUUGAGAGAAAUGGACAGUAUCAGCCUGAAAAUUUGACUGUGUCUUUUCCACCAUGAUGCUCCCUGAUCCACUGAGUUCCUCCAGCAUCUUGUUUGUUCCAGAUUUCAGCAUCUUAUAUUUCAACUUUUGAUCAACUUAAUUAUUAUUAUAAUUGUUCUGUAUUUGCACAGUUUCGUUUGCACAUUGCUUGCUUGUCAAUCUUUGAGUGUAAUUUUUUCAUUUAUUCUAUUGUAUUUCUGUGUUUUACCGUGAACGCCUGUGAGAAAAUGAACCUCAGGGCAGUCUGUUCUGACAUAUAAUGUGCUGCCUGGGACGGUGGUAGAGGCAAGUACAUUAGAGGCUUUUAAGAGACGUCUGGACAGGCAGAUGAAUAUGCGGAAGAUGGGGAAAUAUGGACAUUGUGUAGAUAGGAGGGAAUAGUGUUUGAGGUGUUUUUGAUUUGCUUUUUAGCUGGUUCAGCACAACAUUGUGGGCCGAAUGGCCUGUUCCUGUGCUGUACUCUUCUAUGUUGUACUUUGAUAAUAAACUUAAUUUGAACUUUGAAUUUGCUCUGGAAUAUAGGUUCCCAAUCUGGGGUCCACGGUUAAUGGGAGGGGUCUGAUGCAUAAAAAGGUUUGGGAACCCUACUCUAUUGCAUAGUGUUUAGAUUGGCAAAGUCAAGACUGUCUGUAUUAUUGGAAAAGGCAUGAUGGUGUACAUGAAUUUGCAGAGGCAGAGAAUGGAAAGAGACUGUGGGUCACCGGGAGCCUUUGUAGGUAGAAACGCAUGAGUGUUGUUUAAAUGAGACUUUUCGUGAAGAUAGGGUAACUGCUUUUUCUUUAAGACAUAAUGCAAUGAUCUUUUUCGGGAAAGAAUCAAAAGGUGAAAUUUGUUUAUAAUGAUUAGCACAGCGUGGAUUCAAGUAUAGAUAAAAACAGAAGAAACAAUAGCACAAGGAACAAGUAAACAAAAUCCUUUUUUCAAGGAAGGACAAAGGGGUGACAGACAGGUCUGAACUAUUGAGUUCUCUGAUAAUGACACAGCAUUAAAUCAGUAUUAGCAGGACUAUGUUUAAUUUAGUCAUUCAGUAAGAGCUCCCCUGCAGCUAAUUCCUUUCAGAGCUAUUGAAUUGAGGUUGCCCAUAGUAACUCUAUGUUGUUGCUCUGGCUAGUUCCUAUCUGUUGCUUAGGAAGCAAUACUUUUUUCAAUCAUGGUGAUUUUGUACUUGUUCAGAUAAAGACAACCAAGAUGGCUCAGGUAAAUAUUAAUAGAUCUGCUUCACAUUUAGGAUUGUCAUCCAGGUUUCCCGAAUUACACCAUCCUUUAUCAAGACUGGGCGAUCCUGAAGCUGUUUCAGUACAAGGUAUUUCCACAAGCAGAGGAAGAUUUGCUUCUCAGAAGCUCGGGGAUAGUAGGAUGUCAUCGAGAUUCACAUCGGAAAAGAGUGAAUCUGGAUCUGCAUUAGAACGUGAAUUAAAAAUGCACAAGAUGGAACAGCUCGACAACUGGAGGAAGCUGGAUCGUUGGUUAAAUCUCAAAAAGCAGUGGGCUUGUGACCCCAGAUCAGUUGACCAUGAUGCUCAAACAGUUAUCUCACCAAGGCCUGGAACACAGAUGAGGCUAAAAAUUGAUGAGCUUCAAUAUCAACUGCAUGAAAAGAUCAGAUCAGGUGGAUUUUACAGUCUCAAGCAGCUCUUCCAUGCAAACGACCCAACCAGCAGGGGUCAUGUGACAAGAGAAGUCUUGUUGACAGUUCUAACUCGAUUUCUGAAACGAUUUAUUGCUACAAAUGAAUUCUAUCAUCUUCUGCUCAGGCUUAAACUUAAUGAAAAGACUGUCAUUACCUUUGAAAACUUCUGUUCGCAUUUCAAAGAACAAGAACCAAAGGGUUAUCCAGCUUGGAUGGAUCCUGUGAAAAGACCCAGUGAAAGCAAAAUGCUGAGUUCAACACAAGCUCAUUUGCAGCUGAAGGCAAUGGUGAUGGAAAGACCUCUGGAAGUGAGAGAUCUUUUCACUGGGAUGGAUAAUGGCAGGAUGUUUCCAGCCACAUUUCAGAAUGUCUUGCAUCAGCUAGGAAUAGAAAUGGAGCAUGAAGAAUUCAAAAAACUAUUGAAGAGGUAUGACCCCCAUGAAACUGGAACUGUUAUAGCCGACAGUUUACUGCGAACACUCGGCUUCCAGACGAAAAGCAAUCAAAGUGAAGAAUGGAACAAAACCUUCUCAGCUCUUGGCAAGACAAAACGAUUCAGGUUGUCAGAAGAUCAGCCCAGGUUCUCUGCUAGAAACCCAACCAAAGCAGAAAGAGAGAGGAAGCUGACACUGGACAUUGAGAACUGGUUGAAGGAAAAAUUUAGAGAAGGUUUCAAAAGCAUGAAGACUGAGUUCUGUUGCUAUGACCAAGACAAUUCUGGAAAGGUAACCAGGGAAAACUUCUUGCAUGUCCUGAAAAAAUUUGACCUGCGACUCAAAGAAGAUCAAUUAAAUACUUUCCUUGUGCGUUGCGGCCUUCAAGAAGUUGCACCAAAUGUAAAUUAUGUAGAAUUUCUUCACAAUUUCCAAGACAGAAGUAAAAACGGGAUUCCUCACAGGAUUAUAACUGAUGAAAAUCAUAGAUUUAAUAAACUCAGCAGUUAUGGCUCACAAUCCUCAGUGACUGCUUUGGAAGCAAAACUAAUGAAUCUUUUGCAUUAUGAAUUCCUUACCCUUUUAGGACUUUUUCAUAAAAUUGACAACAAGAAGCUAGAUGUAAUCAGCCAGCAGGACUUCUGGUCAGUCUUAAACAGCAGGUUUAGUAUCAACAUGACUGAUGAAGAAAAGAAUUAUCUGAAGAAUAGGAUACCGCUUGAUCGCCAAGGGAAUGUAAAAUAUCUUGAAUUCAUGUCCCUGUUUGACAAAUGCAAAGGAGCAAAGAGUCUUUUGGGUGACAAGUCCAUGAUGACGAACCUCAGCAAGGAACAGCCAGUGAAGAAGGAGCAUAGUUCAUCAAGAACCACAGAUCGGAUCACAAAAAUUAUACAGAAUCUCUUGAAGAAGCAUUACGGACUGGUGGAAGAUAGCUUUAAUAAGCUGGAUACAAUGAACACAAAGCAGCUUUCUCCUGAAUCAAUGUACCAGCUAUUGAAACAGUUCGACAUUCACCCGCCAAUCUCUCGAGAUGAAAUCAGUAUGCUCUGGAGCACCUUAAUUACCAGCCAGAACAAUACUUUGGAUUUCCGUCAGUUUGUUCGUCACUUUGGCUUCUCACCUAAGUCAGCUUGUUUCCCAAAUGCAAAAUUAUAUCCACCAGUUAAAGGUGACAGUGACUUUCUGAUACGAUCCAAAAAGCUGAACUGUGACACUGACAUCAUUGAGAAUAACCUGCAAGCCAAGGUUCAGCUCUUGCUGAAUGAUCUUUGGACAAGCUUUCGUGAGUUGGAUCAAUUUAAUACUGGCUUUGUUAGCAAAGAAGAAUUCAAAGACGUCCUCAUGGACCUUUGUGUGGCACUGAAUGAUCAGGCCUGUGAGACGAUCACCAGCAAGUUUGACCAUGGGCAGGACCGGAUCUCUUAUGUCGAGUUUCUCCAGCCUUUUGAAGAUCGAAGGAGAUCAUUCAGGCUUGACAACUCAAAAGCUCAAAAGCAGUUGCAGCCAGAGAUUGCAGUGUACAUGGAAUCUGUGCAUAAAGGCCUGGGUACCAUUACAGAAAAACUUCGAAGGAAGUUAGCCGGCAACUUGAAAACAUUGGACAGAGUCUGUAAAAAACUGGAUUGUGCUAGUACUGGAUUUCUUACGCUGCCUGAAUUUCAAUCUGUUCUUCAACUCUGUAAUAUAGUGUUGGAUGAAGAAGAAAUAUACCAGUUAAUGUCAAAAUAUGAUGAAGAUAUGGUUGGUAAAAUUAAAUAUUCAAAACUUAUCAACAAAAUUUACAAGACUCCAUAAACACAAUUCAUUUUAAUUGUUCUGUGUGUUUUUGUUGGAAAUGUGAUAGAUUCCACAGUACUAAGCUCAAGUACUAUUGAAAUUUUACUUGGAAUUUUUAAUCCUACUAAAUGUUACAGAAGAAUUAAUAAAGGUUUAAGAAAAU